This is a messenger RNA of Paramecium tetraurelia, 3126 nucleotides long. RefSeq lists its product as uncharacterized. Gene Ontology annotation, biological process: double-strand break repair via nonhomologous end joining; telomere maintenance; mitotic G2 DNA damage checkpoint signaling. The transcript is spliced from 5 exons. Gene Ontology annotation, molecular function: endonuclease activity; manganese ion binding. The record is from RefSeq and is a predicted model, not a curated record. Gene Ontology annotation, cellular component: Mre11 complex; nucleus. Lineage: Eukaryota; Ciliophora; Oligohymenophorea; Peniculida; Parameciidae.
AUGAAUAAGCCAAAAAAUAAUCACAGAAGGGCAUUGUCCAAUAAUGAUUUCUAACAAAUUAUAACUUCCAAAAUUUCAGGAUUGCUUGAAGAAAAUAAUACGCACAAAAUAAUGCAAAAGAAUCAAAGCUUUGGCAAUGUGCUAUUCUAAAUUCCAGAGUAGACUGACAUUGCAUCAUCAACAGAAUAAUCAAUGCAAUCAGCCAAAAAGACUCAAAUGAUUGAUUCAAGUAACAAAAACAAUAGAUCCUAAGAAUAGAAGGAAAACCUAAAAAACCAGGGCACUUGCUCUAAUCUCAUUUCAUAAAUCUAAUAUAUGAUUAAAAGCAGUCAUCCCAUCAAGGAAAUAACUCAAAAAACAUUAAAUAGUGAUGCAUAGGAUAAAAAUAAAUAACUUAGCUUCACGAAUGAACUACAAAAAAGACAUAGUUAAAUCAUAUCUUAAUCUAAUAAUAAAAAUGACAGUUCCAGUCUGACACCUGACAGGAAUAGAGCUGAAUUAAAUGGGAGCAAAUUGAAUAGUCAUAAACAAAAUUCUGAUCAACAUUAAAAGUCUAAAAUCGAGUUAUCAAGUUCAUUAUUCAAUACUCUACUUAAGGGAGAUAGCAAAAAGAAGUUGAACCUUGAAUAAUAGGAAUCUUAUAGACGAAUGGAACUGCAAAUGAAUAAAAUGUAAAAGGAUAUAAAUACCAUUAAAAUGAGAUAAGAUUAAUUAGAUUAAUUCAAUAGAAAUAUACAGCAUCAGCUCUGUGAUUUCAUGAGCGAAAGCAAAAAAUAAUAAGAUUAUGGCUAUCAAUCUCUCCAAAAACUAGAGUAAUUGGAAUAAAUCACUCGAAGAAAUGAAGAAUCCAUAUAACUCAUUAGAUAACAACUUAUUCUUGAUCAACCUAACCAAAUAAACAAAGGAAAUGAAAAUAUUAUCAAUUUUGGGUAUUAUUCUUAUCUAUCAAAUAUUUAGAAAUCUCACCUCUUACAAGUAGGAUAGCGAAUAAUAUAAAAGGCUUAAUAACUUAAAAGGUAAUAAUAAACUGUGAUUUAUUGCACUUUUUUAUUUAUCAUUAUUAUUCGAUUCUAAAAAUUUUAUUAUUUAUGUAAAUCAAUAGGAAUCAAUUCAUCAAAGUAUUUGACUUUCACAAUUAUAUCUAAGUUUUUAGUUGCUUCAGAUAAUCAUCUUGGAGCAAAUGAAAAUGUGGGACCAAAGUCAAAUAGAUAUUAAGAUGCUUUUGAUGCUUUCGAGGAAGUCCUUUAAAUAGCUUCACAAUAAAAUGUAGAUUUUGUUAUAUUGGGAGGGGAUUUAUUUCACGAGAAACAUCCUACAGAACAUUGUUUACUCAAAUGUGUUGAUAUCCUUCAGAGACAUGUGUUUGGAGAUAAUUUUGGCGGAAUUUAAAUGGAAGUCAAUUCACUCAAUUAUUAACCUAAUUUUAGUUGUUCUAACUUUAAUGUGCAAUUACCAAUCUUUAUAAUCAAUGGUAAUCAUGACGAUAUUGUCACCGAAAGAAAUGAAAGUGUGUCCAUCUUAGAUAUACUACAUGAAUCAAAAUAUUUAAAUUAUAUUGGAAAAAUCACUGAUUAAUCAAAUGUUUGUAUAAAACCAAUUGUUCUUGUUAAGAAUAAUUAAAAGAUUGCACUCUAUGGUUUAGGUUAUAUGAAGGAUUACUAAUUACACAAAAUAAUAAAUGAGGGAAAAUUGGUGUUGGAUUCAUUGGACGAAAAUAAUUUUAAUAUUCUAAUCAUUCACCAGAACAAAUAUAAAGGCAAUCAUUUUUAGGAUGAAAGGAAUUUUAUUGAUCCACUUUAUUUUAAAAAAUAUAAAAUUGAUCUUUUGAUUUGGGGUCAUGAACACGAAGCAAUCUAUACCUUAGAUACUUGUGAGCACUAUUAAGUGUUUUAUCCAGGAAGUACUGUUGCGACGUCUAUAAUAGAAUAUGAAUCUCUAAUUAAAUAAGCAGGGUUGUUUACACUUACAAAGAAUCAAAUGAAAUUUGAAAGCAUUAAACUUGAAAAAAGCUAUAGACCUAUGAUUUAUAAGAGUGUAGAGUUAAGUGAAUUGAUAAAGACUGCAGAAAAUAAUUAAAAUCUUAGUAAUUAGGAGAUUGCUGAAAAAUUACUGUUUGACUUUGUUGAAAAGGAAUUAGUAAAUUACUAUUAAACCAGUUCAUUUAGAUAGAAAAAGCCAUUGCUCAGAAUUAAAGUAGAAUAUUCUGGAUUUGAAAUAAUGAGAAUGAGAUAUAUUGAAACUAAAUUCGCUGAUAGAGUCUCCAAUCCAGAUUAAAUAUUUAAAUUUUGGGAGAAGAAAUCAAAUCUAUAAGCUUAGAUAUAAAAAAGAAAAGAACAAGCAUAAUUACUUAAUCAAUAAUUUGAUAAUAUCUUAAAAAGCAAAGUGGAGGUUAAUUCCCAAAACUAACAUAUGAUGAAUGAGUUCUCAAAUAUGCUAUCGACUAAGUUGUAUCAAUAAAACUUCUAAAUCAUAGAAUAAGGAGACUUCUUAAAUAUACUCGAUAACUUUUUAUCAUCAACCAAUAAGGAGAAGACCAAUCUAUUCAAUGAUUUGUAUCCGAAGACAAUUGAGAAAUUUAAAGACAACAUCGUACCAUAGUAUAAUAACAGAAUAUUAUAAAUUGUGAAAAAGCAAAGAGAAUAUUAAGAUUCUCUGAUAUUUUCGAUUCGAGAUUCAAUCAUUAAAAAUUUUGAUGGUACAACUAAAUGUGAAUAAUUAUAUUGCACUAAUUUUGGACUUGAUAUAAGCUAGAUGUUUACUAAAUUCCAGGAAGAUUUUAGAAUUGACAUAGCUAAGACUAAUAUAAAUUAAGUAAGUAAAUCCAAUGCUACUUUGAUGCCUUCAAAUUAAGUUUAGUUGUAGAAAAAAGAAAAUUUUUAAUAAGAAUCUCCAAUUAUUAUAGAGGAUGACUCUUUGCCUAAGAAUGGUUUUACAUAAACUAGUAUCUUUGGUUAAGAUGAACAGGAAGAUGAAGAGGUGGAAGAAAAGUAAGAUAAUAAAGGGAAGAAAGGUGCUAAGAAAAGAAAACCUAUAAAAAAAGAAGAUGAUGUUGUAAUUUUAAAUAAAAAGUAAAAAUAUUAAAUAGAAUUAAAACCUUAUUAGAAGGGAAUGAAUAAAUUAUUGUGA